AACUACAUAUUUGCAUGAAAAGUUAUUGAUAUGGCUGGCUUGAUUAUCCUAAUAUAUUUCUCCUCUCAAGGUAAUUCUGGAAACUCAUCCCAGCAUUCAGAAGCUUCUAAGAACUCAAACGUUGAAGGAGAUGAAGAUUGGUCAGGGGCUUCUCAAAUGCGUAUGAGAAUAGUUUCCUUCAGAGACAAAUCAAUAGAUAAAUGGCAGAGGAAGACACAGGUGACAACUGGUGCUGCUGCUAUUAAAGGCAAGUUGCAAGCUUUUAAUCAGAAUAUUAGCAAGCGAGUUGCUGCUUAUGUGAGAGAUCCAAGUAGAAUGGUCAACAGAAGGCAUAUUUGGGAGUGUAAGAUUAUCUUCUUUAUUCAUUUGACUGUUAAAGAGAUAAUGCAUAUUUACACUCACAUGAACACGUGGACUAAAUUGGACAAGGUAUUCAUAAUAUGCUAUCCUUUUUGA
Messenger RNA from Corylus avellana, 456 nucleotides. The record is from RefSeq and is a predicted model, not a curated record. NCBI's taxonomy places the organism in Eukaryota, Viridiplantae, Streptophyta, Magnoliopsida, Fagales, Betulaceae.